This is a messenger RNA of Erpetoichthys calabaricus (reedfish), 1448 nucleotides long. It is a transcript of the gene dapp1, whose product is annotated as dual adaptor of phosphotyrosine and 3-phosphoinositides. The record is from RefSeq and is a predicted model, not a curated record. Bases 129 to 878 code for a protein of 249 amino acids. NCBI's taxonomy places the organism in Eukaryota, Metazoa, Chordata, Cladistia, Polypteriformes, Polypteridae. The transcript is spliced from 9 exons.
CAAACUUCCUCAUUUCACAGAAAGCUGCGCUUCUGGUCGCGGGGUGCGCGUCUACCUGAGCGCCUCUCGGUCGGGACGUGCCGUUUCACUUGUUGUUGGUUUCGAUUUGAGGCAGAAAUUCCAAGGAAAUGGGCGACUCCGUCCGCAGCGACUGCACCGAGGACGGCUUGGAGUCUUUAAGUUGGUACCACCAUGACCUGACCAGACACGCCACCGAGGCCCUGCUGCUCACCAACGGGACGGAUGGCAGUUACCUGCUGAGAAAAAGCCAUGAAGGCCCAGACAGCUACGCCUUGUCGGUGAGAGCAAAGGACUCGGUGAAGCAUUUCCACGUCACCCACUCGGGCUUUACCUACACGUUUGGGUUCAACGAGUUCUCCUCCCUUAAGGAUUUCGUCGGCCAUUUUGCCAACCAGCCGCUUAUCGGCAGCGAAACAGGCACCCUCAUUGUUUUAAAAAACCCAUACCCUCGAGAGGUGGAGGAGCCGUCCAUUUACGAGUCGGUCCGAGUCCACACCGCCAUGCAGACCGGCCGCACGGAGGAUGACCUCAUUCCCAGCGCUCCCUCGUUUGGGACAAAGGAAGGAUACCUCAUCAAACAAGGAGCCAUUGUGAAGAGCUGGAAGACCCGCUGGUUCACUCUGAACAGGAAUGAGCUGAAGUACUACAAGGACAAGAUGUUCACUGAGCCGAUCCGCACGUUGGAUUUGACCGAAUGCACAGCUGUCCAGUUUGAUUAUUCUCAGGACAAAACCAACUGCUUCUGCCUGGUGUUUCCUGAAAGGACCUUCUAUUUGUGUGCCAAGACGAGUGUCGAGACGGACGAGUGGAUCAAGAUCCUGCGCUGGAAGCUGUCACAAAUCAAAAAAGGCAUCUGAAGACGACGCUGUGAUUUUGUCAUCAAGAAGCGGGAGAAGAAUAACUGAGACCCCAUUUGAUGGUACCUGAACAGGACAACUCUGCGGCCAACAGCGUCACUGGACUUCUGCAGCUGUCAAGCAACACGACACGUGACGUCACAGGUGGUGACUUCCAGAUGUGCUCACAUCUGCUCGAUGGCCUCAGUCACUGGACCUGGAGAAUGGAAUGGCGCAGGGUACCGAGGGCUUUAACACCCACCCGAGUUUUUUGUUUUUAUUUCCGAUCCCCUGCCGAUAAUUAAAGCUUCAAGCAUUCAGGUGGUUCUCCGCGUCCACGGCCAUGUCCUGAGAUCUUUUACAAAUCUGCGUUCCAAGUCCUCGUACUGCUUCAGCUCAUGCCAGUCAGAGUCCAUCAUCACCAGCUGAUGGCCGAGUCGCUAAUUUGUGACAUUUUGCGGGGUGUCCCUUGUGAGCACUUUGGCUGUAAUGAUGGAAGACCACCCUGGAGCACACCUCGACUAAGCUGCUCUUAGUGCUUUUCCUCUUUUUAUUGUUUACAGUGACUGACCAAUAAAAUAUUGAACUGCA